This is a messenger RNA of Mercurialis annua (annual mercury), 2088 nucleotides long. RefSeq names its product scarecrow-like transcription factor PAT1. The transcript is spliced from 2 exons. Gene Ontology annotation, biological process: regulation of DNA-templated transcription. NCBI's taxonomy places the organism in Eukaryota, Viridiplantae, Streptophyta, Magnoliopsida, Malpighiales, Euphorbiaceae. Gene Ontology annotation, molecular function: sequence-specific DNA binding; DNA-binding transcription factor activity. Bases 295 to 1938 code for a protein of 547 amino acids. The record is from RefSeq and is a predicted model, not a curated record. Gene Ontology annotation, cellular component: nucleus.
GUUAUAAAAAAGAUAAAAUCUGAUUCUUGAUAAGGGACCAUAUCAUGUGUAUUAGUUGCAGAAGUUGGACCAAAAGCUGCUAAAUUUUGAAACCAAAGCAAAAACCUGAGCAACUGCAAAUCUUUUUAAGAUUGCAUCAGUUCUGCAGUAAAUCAUCUGAGCCAUUUGCUUAAUAACAGUAAAUGUGGUCUGCAGCUAGUAAUACACUAAUACUCAAGCAGUCAUUUGUUUUUCAGAAUCUUUCUGCCAGAGAGGUUUCUCGGUGUUGCUCUGAACACACUAAUUUGAAAACGUAUGGCAAGUCAAAGAAUUAGCUACUUUCCGAUGCAAGCAUCUCAUAAUGCUACCGUUAUGAAUGGGCCUCCUGGGUUUUACGAACAGCCCGUGCGAGGUCAGGAGUCAUAUUACUGGCAUCCCAAUCAGAACUAUCAAUACCCAUUAUCUGAUGAAGCCAGCAAAGAGAUGCACCGUUCAACGGAGACAUUUGACCAUGGCCACACACUAGACUCCUCUUCUGGAACUGGUUGUUAUCCGGGUCAAAACUCUCCAUCUACUGCUAGCUUCUCUCCAAAUGAAAGUGGAAUUUCCCAUCCAAAUUCUCAGUCAUAUGUACUAGAUCUGCAUAACUCCUCUGAGAAUACAAGUGGUUCGCCAGAUAGGGAGUCUUAUGUUAUCGACAAGCUGAGAGAACUAGAAACUGCUAUGCUGGGGCCUGCAGAUGAUCUCGACAUCUAUAAUGUAACAACUCCGGAUGGAUCCAAUCAAAUUGCAUUUGAGGAAGAGAAGUGGAAGAUUUUAUCGGAGAUGAUAUCUAGAGGAGACUUGAAAGAAGCACUCUGUACGUGCGCUCAAGCUAUUGAAUAUAAUGAUAUGCUUACAUUUGAAUUGCUAAUAACUGAGAUAAGGCAGAUGGUAUCGGUUUCUGGCGAACCCGUUCAACGUUUAGGUGCCUACAUGCUGGAAGGACUUAUUGCGAGGUUGGCAUCUUCUGGAAGUUCUAUCUACAAAUCUCUACGAUGCAAGGAGCCUGCCGGUGCUGAGCUCCUUUCUUACAUGCAUGUACUCUAUGAAGUCUGCCCGUACUUCAAGUUCGGGUAUAUGUCGGCAAAUGGAGCAAUUGCUGAUGCGAUGAGAAAUGAAACUAGAGUUCAUAUAAUUGACUUUGAAAUUGCACAAGGAAGCCAGUGGCUCACCUUAAUCCAGGCUCUUGCUGCUAGACCCGGAGGACCACCGCAGAUUCGGAUUACAGGCAUCGAUGAUUCCACAUCAGCUUAUGCUCGUGGUGGAGGACUUGAUAUUGUGGGUCAGAGAUUGUCGAGGCUUGCCGAGUCAUGCAAGGUGCCCUUCGAGUUCCACGCAGCUGGAGUUUCUGCUUCUCAAAUUGAGUUUCAGCAUCUCGGUAUUCGACCUGGCGAGGCUCUCGCAGUUAAUUUUGCCUUAACGCUUCACCACAUGCCCGAUGAAAGCGUAGGCACUCAAAAUCACCGGGACAGGCUGUUGAGGUUGGUUAAGAGCUUAUCUCCAAAAGUGGUAACUCUUGUCGAGCAAGAAUCGAAUACCAAUACUGCCCCGUUCCCUCUCCGUUUCACCGAGGCGUUAAACUAUUAUCUGGCUGUAUUCGAAUCAAUGGAUGUUACUCUCCCGAGGGACCAUAAGGAACGGAUCAACGUGGAGCAGCAUUGUCUUGCUCGGGAGAUUGUCAACGUUAUAGCAUGUGAAGGUGCUGAACGAGUAGAACGUCACGAACUUUUAGGUAAAUGGAGAUCACGGUUCACCAUGGCAGGAUUUACGCCAUGUCCGUUAAGCUCUUUUGUUAACGCUACUAUCAAGUCUCUGCUAGAGAGCUACUCAAAAAAGUAUACACUUGAAGAGAGGGAUGGAGCUCUAUAUCUCGGUUGGAUGAACCGACCGCUGAUUGCUUCUUGUGCCUGGAGAUGAUAAUCAGAAAGAUCGAUCAAGAGAGAUUUUGUAUGCUUCGGACUUGUAAGGUGAGGAACAUCCUUUUAUGUUUUUGUUUAUAGAAAGUAGUAUAACAAUGUCAUAAAAACUAAUAUAUUAUCUAGCAAUGAACUGCCUCUGUUUGCAAUA